This is a messenger RNA of Crotalus tigris (Tiger rattlesnake), 2716 nucleotides long. It is a transcript of the gene ALG9, whose product is annotated as ALG9 alpha-1,2-mannosyltransferase. Gene Ontology annotation, biological process: protein N-linked glycosylation. The record is from RefSeq and is a predicted model, not a curated record. Gene Ontology annotation, cellular component: endoplasmic reticulum membrane. Gene Ontology annotation, molecular function: alpha-1,2-mannosyltransferase activity. The transcript is spliced from 15 exons. The coding region runs from base 84 to 1898 and encodes 604 amino acids. NCBI's taxonomy places the organism in Eukaryota, Metazoa, Chordata, Lepidosauria, Squamata, Viperidae.
UGUGCCCACACUGAAGAUGGCGGCGGCCGGCGCCGCGUCCCUGCAUUGAGCGCCACGAGCCCGGCCGCCUGCCCACACUCGGCAUGGCUGCCAAGGGGGCCCGGCAGCGACCUCGGUGGGGCGGCGGGGAUUCGGCGGCGCCUGCCCGGCACCGAGACGAGGGGCCGCCGCCGGCUGCCGAGGAGAGCAGAGAGUCCUCGGGAACCAAAGCAGGUCAUGUCUGGGCUCCUGAAGGAUCAACGGCUUUCAAGUGUUUAAUCUCAGCCAGGUUCUGCGCAGCUCUGCUAAGUAACAUUUCCGACUGUGAUGAAACCUUUAAUUACUGGGAACCUAUGCACUACCUCGUCUAUGGCAAAGGAUUCCAGACGUGGGAAUAUUCACCUGUUUAUGCCAUUCGCUCCUAUGCGUACCUGUGGCUCCAUGCUCUGCCAGCCCUGUUCCAUGCUAGAGUUCUCCAAACAAACAAGGUCCUCAUCUUCUACUUCCUGCGCUGCCUUUUGGCCUUCCUGAGUUGUGUUUGCGAGCUUUAUUUUUAUAAGGCUGUGUGCAAGAAAUUUGGGCUUCACGUGAGCAGACUUAUGCUGGCUUUCUUGAUACUUAGUACCGGAAUGUUCUGUUCAGCCCCAGCCUUCCUUCCCAGCAGCUUCUGCAUGUAUUGUACCAUCGUAGCAAUGACAGGCUGGUACAUGGACCGAACCUCCUUGGCGGUCCUGGGCGUGGCCGCGGGAGCCAUUGUGGGCUGGCCGUUCAGUGCAGCCCUUGGCCUCCCAAUUGCCUUCGACUUGCUGGUCCUGAAAAGACGGUGGAAGAGCUUCCUGCAGUGGUCUUUGGUGUCUCUGCUGGUGUUUCUGGUGCCCAUGGUGGCCAUCGAUAGCUACCACUACGGGAAGCUGGUGGUAGCCCCUCUGAACAUCAUCUUGUACAACGUCUUCACCCCACAUGGGCCAGAUCUUUACGGCACAGAGCCCUGGUCCUUCUACUUCAUCAAUGGCUUCCUGAACUUCAACGUGGCCUUCGUCCUGGCCUUGCUGGCCUUGCCAUUAACCUGCCUGAUGGAGAGCCUCCUGCAGAAGUUUCGUGUCCAAAACCUCGGCCGCCCGUACUGGCUGACGCUUUCGCCCAUGUACGUCUGGAUCCUGAUUUUCUUCAGCCAGCCCCACAAAGAGGAGAGGUUUCUGUACCCCAUCUACCCCCUGAUUUGUCUCUGUGGAGCAGUGGGGCUCUCAGCCCUCCAGAAAUGCUACCACUUUAUCUUCCAACGGUAUCGCCUGGAGCAUUACACCGUCUCCUCCAACUGGCUGGCCCUGGGCACCGUCCUGGUCUUCGGCCUGCUCUCCUUCUCCCGUUCGGUGGCUUUAUUCAGAGGUUACCACGGGCCUCUGGACCUUUAUCCAGAGUUCCACAGAAUUGCCACAGACCCCACAAUCCACACCGUGCCCGAAGGCAGGCCGGUCCACGUCUGUGUCGGGAAGGAGUGGUACCGGUUUCCCAGCAGCUUCGUCCUCCCAGAGAACUGGCAGCUUCAGUUCAUCGCCUCCGAAUUCCGGGGCCAGUUGCCCAAGCCAUUUGCCAAGGGCCCGGGGGCCACCCGCCUCAUUCCCAUGGACAUGAACGAUCGAAACAAAGAGGAACCUUCCAGAUACUUUGACCUUUCCAAAUGCCACUACCUGGUGGAUCUCGACAGCCCCGACGAGGCUCCCCGGGAGCCCAGGUACACGGCUAACAAGGAGGAGUGGGUCACGAUCGCUUACAAGCCUUUCCUGGAUAGUUUAAGGUCCUCCCAGUUGUUCCGGGCUUUCUACAUUCCUUUCCUCUCCGACCAACACACGAAGUAUAUGAACUACACCAUCCUAAAGCCUCGGCGGGCAAAACUCGGCCGGAAAAAAUCUGGGACCUAAAGGACGAAGGAGAUUCGAAGUCCAGCUUCCUCUUCGGGUUUCGGGAUCCUCUCCCCAGUUUUGCAAGUCUGGCCAAAAACAGCCUGGAAGGAAGGAGAAAAGAAGAAAAAAAAGAAAAGAAAAUCCUGCUGUGUUUGUGACGGUUUCCCAUUUUUCGAGUGGCUGUUUGGCAAGACACGGAGGAGAUCUGACGGAUCCUUUUCAGAAACACCCCCAGGAAAAUAUUAACAAGGUGCUCUUACUCUGGUUAAGGAAGCCCAAGGAGCAGGCUGGAUGCUCGGCUGCAGAGCGGGGCUGAGCUGGGCAGGGCUGCUGUGGGGCUGCGGCCAUUCCCAAAGACCCCCCAUCCUAGGCUCCCCCCCCCACCUGCCCCAUGGCAAAUGCCUUUAUCUGACGUUUUGAGAGGCCUUGCGAGGUCACAGCGAAAUGUCUACGAGGAAGAACGCUCCCGAUGUCUCUUGGAUUGUGGGGAGAGGGAAAAGGGGGUCUUCGCCUCGGUCUGAGCCGAAAUAAUUUGCACUUUUGAAAAUUGUCCUGUUCAACUCAAUGUCACUCGUGUGACCGAUGUUCUCUUUUUCAAAAGCGCCACCGUCUUUGCCCGCUCCUUCCCCAAAAGCACCCUUUUAGGAUUUUCCUUUGGACUCUUCGCCGGGUUCUGGAUCCGUCAAGCAACACCUGGUUGUGUUUCUGGAUUGGGGGAGGGGGGCAUCCAGUGCUGAUUGUCCCCCCACUGUUGGCUCUGAAAUACCGUUUCAUGCUAUCCCAGCCUGAGCCGGGUCUGUAACUUCAGUGUUGAUUAAAAGGAAAAUUGGCCUUUC